Molecule: messenger RNA, 1526 nt
Organism: Dreissena polymorpha
Lineage: Eukaryota; Metazoa; Mollusca; Bivalvia; Myida; Dreissenidae
Exons: 4
Coding region: 256-1131 (291 amino acids)
Source: RefSeq, a predicted model, not a curated record
UACUGCAUAGAAAUGCAUGGAUUAAUGAAUUCAUGUUUCAUAAAAAUAUUUGAUCUACUUAAAUUUGAGGUCAACAAAUUUCACAUGAAUGUGAUUGGAUAAUCGUUUGCUUAAAUAUGCAGGCGUCUUAUUUGUUAUUGUAAUUGAGUAGUGUUUGGUAUGAAGAAGGUAAUAAUAAUGAUGUGAUCGAGUACAAAACUUAAGGGUAUCAGCAUGUAACAUUUAAUACGAAGGUGUUUUUUCGACAAAAGGAAAAUGGUCUCAAAAAGGAGCGUUUUUAUUCCAUAUGUCAUUAUAAUUGACAUGGUUAUAUUUAUAAUAUUCGGUAAAUGCGCGAAUGCCAAUGAACGCCGUGAUAGUUACCGUAAUACACAGGUUUUAAAACUUACUCCAUCGAGUUCAUAUCAUGCACGCACAAGCAUGAUACCCAUAAAACAAAACGAUUUGGAAAAUAAUAAUGUCUUUAUAAAAACAACUGAAAGGAAUGGUGUCUUCACAAAUACAGCUGAAAGUGACAACAUUUUAAACAAUUCGUUAAGUCAGCCAACUGGUGCAAACUACGCAAACUAUACACGUGGAAAUAUAUCAAGAACGGAAUCGGUUGGUUCUGUACAGGAAUAUAUUUCAUAUGUCAACACCAAUAAAAUGACACUAAUUACAUCUACUGAUGUAGAUUCCAGUGAAUUAUUCAACAAUUCUGCCAAAACAGAUUCUGAACACAAGGCAUCCACAACAGAGAGCAGACAGCCACUCGAGCCUCAGGAGGUGCACUAUUUCGUAAAACAAUUGACGACGACUUUCAUUCUUCAGCCGAAACAUAACCCGAGAUUGUUCCAUCACCAUUUGCAGCUGAUGCCUAUGGACGAUGAGCCGUUCGAUUCAGAUCUGUUCAAGGACCACCGAUAUGUCCUGGGCGUGUUGGUGCCAAUCUUUGUAGUUGCCAUAGGAACAGCGAUGAUCAUGGCUACGUUGUUCUCACUUAGAUACAUAGCCCGUCGGCGAGCCGUAGGAGAGUUCCCUUUGACCGACGGGGGGUCUAUGGAAAAGCGAGCACAGUCUAUAUCUGAAAUUAGUUCUGAGAGAACGGAUCGAAUGCUGUUGCUACCCGUUGAAGAUGAUGUUGAUAUAUAACCAUCCGUGACAUCGUGUGAAACCUAAACUGUUUUUCUAGUAUCACAAUUACUUUUCUGUAGAUUGUGGGUGUUAUGUUCGAUCCGAGAGCUUCUCAGCAACAUGAUGACACGAGUCAUGACUAAAACUGCGUAUUUCGCCCACGUUAUUUGUGUUUAUUUCUUGCACCCACCAUCAGUGACCCGUUGUUAACAAUAUACACGGUAUUGCAAAAACAGAUGUCAAUUAUGGACUUUGAAAUGUUAACAUAAUUAUCAUAGAAAAUAUAUUUGUCAUUGAAACGAAUAUACAUAAACAGGAAUAAAUGAUUUUAUGUCAACAACUGUAUACGACUUUCCAUCCGAGUUAUGUUGUUAUCUCAGCUGUUUAUUGAACAUGAAAUAGGUUAUUUUUAA